AUGUUCCCCCGAUUGGAGCUCAACAAAGACGAGUCAAACCCUCUCCCUUCUGCCCUAUCAGUUUUUGCAUUGCAAAAUCUGUUCCCUCUCUCGCUAUGGUCACAACAGGAUAUCAUUGACAUUUCGGACUUGGAGACAUUGGACAAAUACGGUGAUUCUGCGUCCCAGCGGCAGUCAGACACGUCUGAACAAAGUUCAAUUGACCAGUCUGUGCUGGAGGGAAUUCGAACACUUGCCUUUGUUGACUUGAGCGACUACAAGAACGAACCUUCUCUUUGGGUUGGAACUAAUCGUGGAUCCGUAUUUGGCUUCACUUUGGACGUAUCGGAAGACUCCAACUCGCAUUCCCUUGGUUAUAACCUCCUGGGUAAGGGCUUGGGGUCCUAUUUGGCGAAUUCUUGA
This is a messenger RNA of Hydatigera taeniaeformis, 402 nucleotides long. Lineage: Eukaryota; Metazoa; Platyhelminthes; Cestoda; Cyclophyllidea; Taeniidae. The record is from the annotation of a GenBank genome assembly.